Messenger RNA from Kwoniella botswanensis, 552 nucleotides. RefSeq names its product cyanate hydratase. The coding region runs from base 1 to 552 and encodes 183 amino acids. Gene Ontology annotation, molecular function: cyanate hydratase activity; DNA binding. The transcript has 5 exons. The record is from RefSeq and is a predicted model, not a curated record. Lineage: Eukaryota; Fungi; Basidiomycota; Tremellomycetes; Tremellales; Cryptococcaceae.
AUGCACAACCUCCCUUCUCACUGCCACCCUCUCCUCAUCGCCAAGACCCUCUCCAACCUAACCUUCGCGGAGAUAGCCACCCAGAUCGACAAACCGGAAGUAUGGACUGCAUCCCUGUUCUAUGGGCAAGCAGUAACUGAUGAAGAAACAGCAGAAAACCUUUACAAGGUUCUAGGGGAGAACUCAUUCAUCGCUGAAUACAACCAUAAUUACCUUAAGUCACCGGGAGCGAAACUGACCAAGGAGAAAUUCAUCAAUGGGUUGAUUGGAAGAUCUGAGAGCUCUUUGGGUGUUAAGGGGUUGGUAGACAGAGAGAAAGGAAUGGAGAUGCCUCCUAAGGACCCGGUUUUGUAUAGAUUGUACGAAGUUUUGCUAGUUUAUGGAUACUCUUACAAGGCCAUCAUCCAAGAGAAGUUCGGUGACGGUAUCAUGUCAGCAAUCGAUUUCAGAACUUCCGUAGAAAGGAAGCCAGAUCCGAAAGGUGAUAGAGUAGUAAUCACCAUGGAUGGAAAAUUCUUAUCUUACUCUUCGCCUGAAGCUUGGAAAGGAUAA